GAGAAGGGACCCCGUCACGAAAAUAAUCCGCCGCCAAUCAACAACUUUCACACCUCAACUUCUCAGAUCUAAUCUUUUUUUUUCUCUCCAACGUCCCCGUCUUGCGCCGUCUCCCUUCCCCCAAACUCCCACACCUCAACUCAAUUGGACUCGGUCGAUCAUUCCCAGGUGCUGGCAACUUGUCUGCUCUGAGAUACCCCGACCUGUCCUAUUCUUUUCCUUACUUUUUUGCCUUAUCGAAUUGCUCCGGACUUCCUCUUUUCAAUAUAUAUUUUUAUCCGGGGGAGAGUUAUUUUCUUCCAUUAGCAAAACAAAAUGUUCGGCGCCGUGUUAAGAAGGCAAGGCCUUCUAAGGACAACAACCCUCAGAUCGGGCUUCAUGCCCUUGGCCAGAUACUAUGCAUCUUUCCCACCGCACACAGUCGUCAAGAUGCCCGCGCUGUCGCCCACAAUGACGGCCGGUAACAUUGGCGCAUGGCAGAAGAAGGCCGGAGACACUAUUGCCCCCGGUGACGUUCUAGUCGAGAUUGAAACGGACAAGGCCCAGAUGGACUUUGAGUUUCAAGAGGAGGGUGUCAUCGCUAAGAUUCUAAAGGACGCUGGCGAGAAAGACGUCCCCGUUGGCAACCCAAUUGCUAUUCUCGUCGAAGAGGGAACCGAUAUAUCUGCCUUCGAGUCUUUCAGUCUCGAAGACGCAGGAGGUAGCGCCCCACCACCGCCAGCUAAGGAGGAAAAGAAGCCGGAUGCGCCGUCUGAUGCCACCUCCGCUCCGGCCCCGACGCCCGCCCAAGAACCGGAACAAUACUCUUACGGAGGAAAGAUCGAGCCCGCUCUUGAGCGACUGCCCAACAUAACUCCAGAGGCCCAGCGACUGGCUAAGGAGAAGGGUAUUGUCGUUUCUACUCUUAAGGGUACCGGCCCCGGUGGUAAGAUUACGGAAGACGAUGUCAAGAAGGCCACCACAGCUACCGGUUCCUCCGCCUCCCCUGCUGCCUCUUUCGAAGAUAUCCCCCUAUCCAACAUGCGAAAGACCAUCGCCAAGCGCCUACAAGAGUCCUUCAGGGAGAACCCUCACUUCUUCGUCAGCACUCAGAUCUCCGUUACCAAGCUUCUAAAGCUCCGACAAGCUCUAAACAGCUCCUCCGAGGGCAAGUACAAGCUGUCUGUUAAUGAUUUCCUUAUCAAGGCUAUCGCUGUCGCUUCUAAGAAGGUCCCUGCUGCCAACUCGGCCUGGACGGGCGAUGCUAUCCGCCAGUUCAACAGUGUCGAUGUUUCCGUCGCUGUCGCUACCCCCAACGGUUUAAUCACUCCCAUUGUCACUGGUGUCGAGGCCCGCGGUCUAGAAUCUAUCUCGUCCAAGGUCAAGGAGCUCGCCAAGAAGGCCCGUGACAACAAGCUCAAGCCUGAGGAAUUUCAGGGUGGUACCAUUUCUAUCUCCAACAUGGGCAUGAACGCCGCCGUCGACAACUUCACCGCCGUCAUCAACCCCCCGCAGGCUACCAUCCUAGCUGUCGGUACCACGAAGAAGGUUGCUAUCCCCGCCGGUGAGGAUGGUACCGGUGUCGAGUGGGAUGACCAGAUCACAGUCACUGGAAGCUUCGACCACAAGGUAGUUGACGGUGCAGUCGGCGCUGAAUGGAUCAAGGAAUUCAAGAAGGUGGUAGAGAACCCUCUUGAGCUGCUUCUGUGAAUGAACAAAAAUUUACGUACCUAGGGGCGUCAGGGAAAUUAUUGGUCAUAGACGAGGGAUGAGAUCCAUCUGUAGCAUUAUGCCGCAUGAACUGUAAUAAUACAUUUUACAAAAGUGAAUAUUGGGAGACAAAUCCGAUCUCUACUAUACCCUACGCAGAGAAUUGUGUUUUACUGGAGAGAGGAUUAGCG
Daldinia vernicosa is the source of this 1880-nucleotide messenger RNA. RefSeq names its product Dihydrolipoyllysine-residue acetyltransferase. Lineage: Eukaryota; Fungi; Ascomycota; Sordariomycetes; Xylariales; Hypoxylaceae. Gene Ontology annotation, cellular component: pyruvate dehydrogenase complex. The transcript has 2 exons. Gene Ontology annotation, biological process: pyruvate decarboxylation to acetyl-CoA. Bases 316 to 1689 code for a protein of 457 amino acids. Gene Ontology annotation, molecular function: dihydrolipoyllysine-residue acetyltransferase activity. The record is from RefSeq and is a predicted model, not a curated record.